AUGUCGGCCAAUCCCUUCCGCCGCUCCAUACAACAACAACAGCAGCAGCAGCACCAGCAGCACCAGGAGCAGCAGCUUUACCGUGACGACUUUAAGCCCCCAGCUGCCGCAUCCGCAAAGCCCAAGAAGACGGUCCGCGUCGCCUCUCCUCCGCCCCGCGCUUUCCACAGCCCGGCGCCCCUUACGAGGCCGAGCCCCGCGUCUCCGCCGCCUCCCGCGCCAGAAGAGCUUCCAGACGACAAAGCCUACGACCACGAUGCCGAGCCGUUGGACGGCCUGGAGCUCGGCGCGCAGAAGUCGCCCGCGCUGCCCGCGUCGUCGCAUUCCCGGACGAGCAGCGGCGCAGUGCCCAACCCCUUCGCGCGCACGCUGGCGUCGAUGGAGCCGGCACAGGAGAACGCCGGCCCUGCAGCGGGCGGUGCGCACAAGGCGCGCGCGUCAAUGGACGUGGACCAGUUCAAGCGGCUGCUCUUGACGGGGAGCGCGGGAGCGGCAUCGUCGUCACCACCACCACCACCAUCAUCAUCCGCGACGGCUCGACCCGCAUUCGGCGACACCAGCAAUAAUGGCAGCAGUGGAAGCGGCAGCAGCGCUGGCUCCGGCUCCGGCAUCGAGCCCGUGCCUUCCGCGGAUUCGCGCCGCAGUUCGUACGAGAUGACGGGUGGCAGGCCGGAUGGCACCAAGUCUGAGAAGAAAGCUAAGCCCCCACCGCCGCGACACAAGUACGGUCGCUCCAUCAAUAUGCCCUCGCGCGGUCCGCAGACCGUCUCGUUUAGCGAUUUCUCGCCCUCGGAGACCACGCCCACAGCUCCAUCUCCAGCUCCAGCUCCAGCUCCAGCUCCAGCUACCAGCCGGCCACCGCCGCCGCCGCACCGCGCCUCCUCGUCCUCUGAUGCCGCGAAGCCGGCACCCCCUCCCCCGCGCCCGCCGCGCAGGUCCAGCGCCGAGCCGUCGAGAAGCAUGUCGGUAGAGGAGGACGCCGCCUCCGUAGCAGCGCCGCCCGCGGCAGCGCCAACACCACCACCGCAGCAGAAGCGCGCGCCGCCCCCUCCACCAGCCGCGCGACGGCAUAGCCAGCUCCGCGGCAAUGGCAGCAACAGCAUGGCCAUGUCCGGGGCGUUUUCGUCUCGCUCGCGCAGCAGCUCCGCCACGACCGCGGCGUCGGUCCCAGAGGAAGAGCUGGACAUGCCGCUCGACGGCGACGUCCCCGGCACGGACGCGUAUCCCUUCCCUUAUGCCGCCGCGCCGCACCAAGCACAUCCCCACUCGCAUGCGCACCCCCACCACCCCGCAGCCCUGACGACGUCCUUCCCCAACCUGCCACCCACCUCCACGCCCACGCCCUCCAGCGCAACCUCCACCUCAGCAAAACCCCCGCCCCCGCCGCCAACCCGCCGCUCCGGCGCCAGCGCCUCCGCCUCCGCUUCCGCAGCAGCGUCGACCACAGACGUCGCGACCACAACGCCCAGCCGCUCGUCCUCGCACCGCUCUGCCGCGUCAAAGAAGGCGCGCCACCGCCUCUCCAACUCGUCGGGCUAUGAUGUCGCUGGCGGCUCACCUGGAGGUGCGCCCCCGCCCCCGCCUCCGCCCCCGCCGAGGAGUAGUGGGCGGCGGAGCGGGGAGUUUGACCGUUCUGGUGGUGGUGGUGGUGGGGGGGGGAGGAGGAGCGGGGAGGUUGAGCGCGUGAGGGGCGUGGAUGAGGAGGACGAGGAUGCUGCUGCUGCUGGGAGUAGGGCCGGGAGCGUGGACGUUGCUGGUGGUGAUGGUGGUGCUGCUGCUGGUGCUGCUAGUGGCGCGGACGUCGUGAGUCCUGGUGCUGGUGCCGAUGUGCUGGAUGAGAUGGAGAAGUUUCAGCGGGAGCUGGAGGCGCUGAGGGAACAGUAUAGUAUGCAUAAGGGGAGGGGGUAG
This is a messenger RNA of Aplosporella prunicola CBS 121167, 1908 nucleotides long. RefSeq lists its product as uncharacterized. Bases 1 to 1908 code for a protein of 635 amino acids. The transcript is spliced from 2 exons. The record is from RefSeq and is a predicted model, not a curated record. NCBI's taxonomy places the organism in Eukaryota, Fungi, Ascomycota, Dothideomycetes, Botryosphaeriales, Aplosporellaceae.